Messenger RNA from Dimorphilus gyrociliatus, 1305 nucleotides. The record is from the annotation of a GenBank genome assembly. Lineage: Eukaryota; Metazoa; Annelida; Polychaeta; Dinophilidae.
ACUAUCAGAUUAGAGAAAACGAAAAUAAAACUAACAAAGCAUUGAUAGUUGUAUAUUGUUGCAUGCGUUUGUGGAGAAAUGAAGGAAAGGGACGAUUUUGUAAUUGAUGGUAAUCAAUCUGGUGAUGAGAAUGAGUUAUUCUAUGAAAAAUCGGAAAGUGAUUUUUCGUUUAAAGGAAAGGUGAAACGAUAUGAAUCGCCAGAAGUCUUAGAAAGUAAAGGUGAACUUCUCCGCCUAGGACCCAUGAGACUUUCCAACAGGGGAACUUUGAAGAAUAAUGAAAAUUCUGAACUUAUGUCUCUAACUGGUGACACUAUGGAAGAUGUAAUUUCCGUGAUAAGAAAUGUUGAAAGAGCUAAUUCUCUAUCAGCCAAUAGGUCACAUCCAUACAGACAGUCUACAGAAAAUGUUUCCACUUCGAAUCAAAUUAUACCGCAACAACCCUAUCAUAGAACAUUUCCACCCUACAACUUACCAGAUCUGGGCAAUUUUACAUCAUUUCAUGAGCAGAUUUAUGACAACAAUUUUUUAAAGCAAAUGGACGCGGAAUUGAAUACUGCUGCUCUUAGAGAGGAUAGGAGAAAAAAAGGGGGAAAUUGUCUUCACUUCUUGGCAGGUGCAAAUUCAACGUUUCGUCUGGAAAAAUUUCAAGCUCUACUAGUAUAUAUCUAUCACAAACAUACCCAUUAUAUCACGGCUAGAGAUUCUUUCAAUUUAACUCCAUGUGACAUAGCUAGAGAGAAAAAGUCAUGGCAAAAAGCCCUUUGGUUUUUUCAAACUGGCAAACAGACUGAGACUCUGAAGAACCUAUUGGAAAAGACUCAAGUUGAUGUCGAAUUCUUAAGUGUAAUCCUCAAAAGUACUCCAAGCUUAUCAUGUGUACAAUUCUCAAAUGGGAAGAAUCCCCUCUUAACUCUGCUUGAUUCCUUUGACAAUGAUAAGUCUAUAGCAGUCGUACUGCUUAUCAAAUAUGGAGCUAAUCUAAAUGUUAAUCACAUCGAAAAAAAUCUUACUGCUAUGCAACUUCUAAUUAAAACAGGAGAUUUACGUUUGAUUGAAAACGUCCUUUAUAUUUUAGAUGGUGAAAGAGUGACAGCAUAUUUAAACCCCUCCAAUGGAAUUGAAACUCCGAGGAGUACUCCUUUGUCUACUGCAGUAGAAAAUGAGUGUAAUUUGGACAUGGACAGACUUGAGAAUCUGUUGCAAAUGCUAAUUCAUUUUAAUGCAAGAAAGUUACCUUUCAUAAUUGAAAGAGUUCGUAAUUCGAAUUUUCCUGUAAACAUCAAAAAUUUGUUUUUUCAGUAG